Molecule: messenger RNA, 1330 nt
Organism: Gilbertella persicaria
Lineage: Eukaryota; Fungi; Mucoromycota; Mucoromycetes; Mucorales; Choanephoraceae
Product: cation efflux family-domain-containing protein
Exons: 8
Coding region: 122-1249 (375 amino acids)
Biological process (GO): monoatomic cation transport; transmembrane transport
Cellular component (GO): membrane
Molecular function (GO): monoatomic cation transmembrane transporter activity
Source: RefSeq, a predicted model, not a curated record
AAAAAAAAAAAGAGAGAAAGGCUGCAUAAAACGUCACGCACUAUUUAGUUGUCAUACAGGUGUCAGUUGAUGAAUCGUUUCUUCUUUUUCCCUUUCUUUUUUUUUUCUUUACUUCUUGAUCAUGUCUUGUACACAAACAAUUGAAUUGGUUCAACUAAAGCAACGUCCUUUUCAUAAACAAGGAACACAUGAAGAAGACCUGCAUGGCUCUAGUCAAGACCCCUUGGCAUUAGAAAGGAAAAAGAUGGCCGAUGAUUAUAUCAAGAAUUUAAAAAAAUCAAAAUUACAGCAAUUUUAUCAAAAUCAAAAUGAUUUGAUCGACACGAUGCUGACUGCACUUGAUAAGCAAGAUGCAGAAAAGGAACAACAGCAAUUGUUCAAGCUCAAGCUGGCUAUCUACGGUUCUGUUGUAGCCAAUAUUGUGUUGUUUGUACUUCAAUUGGUUGCUGCAGUCACAUCUGGUUCGCUUUCUAUUUUCUCUACUAUGGCAGAUGCAUUUAUGGACCUAUUGAGCUCUGUAGUAUUGAUGUGGGCCACAAAGCAAGCAUCAAAAUCGAAUUUACAAAAGUACCCUGCUGGUAAAUCACGUAUGGAAACGAUAGGGAUUAUUAUUUUUUCUUGUUUGAUGUCUUGCGUUGCUUUGUUCUUGAUAAUUGAAGCAAGUCAGAAAUUAGCAGAUAAGAGUCAUUCCCCUGAUCUCACGGUCAUGGCUAUUGCAUUUGUAUCUGCUGCACUAGCUGUCAAGCUUAUCCUAUAUGUCUAUUGCAAGACAUUGUCUAGUUUUAGCUCUGCCAAAAUAUUGGCUCAAGAUCAUCGUAAUGAUUUGCUUGUGAAUGGUUUAGGUUUAACAACCGGUAUUGUCGGAAGUCGGAUAGCUCCCUGGGUCGAUCCUGCUGGGUCUAUCAUUAUUGCAUUAAUUAUACUUCAAAGUUGGGUCAUCACUCUUUUAGAACAUAUUCCUUUAGUCGUUGGCAAAAGUGCUGAUACACAGUUCUUAAACCUGAUUACCUAUAUUGCCUUAACGCAUCCCGGCGUGGUACAAGUGGAUAACUGUCUUGCAUAUUAUGCUGGUAACAACUUGUUUGUUGAAGUUGAUAUUGUUUUACCUUCUACUAUGGAACUGCGCGAAUCUCAUGACAUUGGAGAAGCACUUCAAAAUAAGCUUGAAUCACUUCCUGAUGUAGAGCGUGCAUUUGUUCAUGCUGACUACGAGACAAUGCAUAAAAGAGAGCAUCAAAAGUCGCAAUAAAAAAGAUUUUGGAGAGGAGUUUAUACUGUUGAUUUAAUCUAAAUUUGGAGAAAAUAAAAACGAUGAUGAAUUAAUGUGGGA